AUGGCUCAACUUCUUACCAUGGGUGAAACCCACAGAGGAACUAAAGCGAACUUGGCAACAUAUGAUGUUGACCGAUUCCGUACACGUUCUCACGCCUAUGUUGAACCUGACGAGAGGAUUAUUCCGAAUCUACAAGCAUGUGGCUUCGGACAUGUCAUAAAAAUGCACAAAAACAACAUCGACAGAAAAUUUAUCCUUGCGUUACAAGAGCGAUGGAGGCCUGAAACCCACACGUUUCAUCUUCCAAUAGGUGAGUGUACGAUUACUCUAGAGGAUGUUUAUAUGUUGCUUGGUCUGCCCAUUGAUGGAAAGGCUGUUAAUGGAUCUGUUCAACAUGCUAAUUCACUAUGUGAGAGAGUGUUGGGAAGAGAUCUAGUUGUGCCUACUCAAGGUUCAAGAGACCAGGGUAUCAGUCUGGCCUCCCUUAAAUCUUAUUAUGAUGAACUCAUAUUGAGCGACAACUCUACCGAGGACUAUGUUUGGUUAAUGACUAAGGUCUAUAUCAUGCUAAUGUUUGGUAACCUUUUAUUCCCAGAGUCGACAGGUAACACUGUCAACUUCUUUUAUUUAAGUAAAUUUGAUAGUAUUAGCAAGAUUAGGAAAUAUAGUUGGGGGUCUGCCGUUUUGGCGAUGUUAUACCAAUCGCUUCGUAAGAACGCGGUUGCCGACAAGUGCACCUUCUAUGGAUGUGUGUUCCUCCUACAAGUAUGGGGUUGGUGGAGACUGCCUACGCUAUCCCCUGCAGGCAGGAACAACUACACGUUCCCUUAUGCAACAAGGUUCUGUGGUCCUAAAUUGAAUUACAGUAAGAAUCCGAGGGGGAGUGCUAUUUUUUAUCGGCAACUAUUGGAUCACCUCCGAGCUGAAGAUUUUAAUUGGAGACCAUACUUGAUGCUAGACCAAGAGCCCAACGAGAGUGACCAAGAAGUUUGGACUGCAGUGACACCUAUAAUAAGGUUCAACAUCGUGGAGAUGCACCAAUCUGAUCGUGUGAGACUCCAGUUUGGCAUGCAUCAACCAAUCCCGGAUCCCCCCACUGAUAUGGGUCGUUGGCAUCUUAGAAGAGUUAAUCACCAAUGGGAUCACGCAGAUUAUCAGUCAUUCGCACCUGAACUUUGUGAGAUGUGGAAGCAGCGUCGCCACCGUCUACUAUAA
Molecule: messenger RNA, 1155 nt
Organism: Vicia villosa (hairy vetch)
Lineage: Eukaryota; Viridiplantae; Streptophyta; Magnoliopsida; Fabales; Fabaceae
Product: protein MAIN-LIKE 2-like
Exons: 4
Coding region: 1-1155 (384 amino acids)
Biological process (GO): meristem development; meristem maintenance
Source: RefSeq, a predicted model, not a curated record